UACCAAUUCCUCUUCAAAAGAUCCACGAAAAAAAAAAAAAAAAACAGUAAGCAAUUGUUCUCAGAUUGAAACAGGGAACCGCAUGCUGAAACGUUUCGAAGUCUCAUCAAGAAUAACUCAACAAGCUGCAGUGCAAGUUUUUGAGGUGUUCAAGUGUAUUUGCAUGAUUCUAGUGAUGAUCUAGCAAGACUGCAUUAUCAACGAAAAAAAAAAAAAUCACGCAUUCUUGGAAACCCUAAUCACCUUUGUAACUUUUUAAAAUCAACCAUUUGAGAAAACAAAAUAAUGUUUCAAAAUCGGGAAAAAAGUACUGAUUUCGAACAUAAGAUCACAAGAAAAUAAGGGAAGCUACAAGAAGCUAUCAGGCCUACACGUGGCAGUCCUAGAACAAAAGGCUCGAUUAUUACAGAAAAAAAGGACGCAAAGGAGAGAACAGAAGUACUGAAUUAGCACAUACCCUCACAAAAAAAUAGAAUGAACAGAAAGUAAGAUGUGUUUUAUGUUCCCGCUAUGUGGCAGUAUUAACAUCUACGUGAGAGGGAGUCAGUAGGCUUAUAAUGCAUCAGGGGGAGGGUGAAGAGUAUAUAAGAAGGGCAAACAGCUUCAUUCCUAUUCACACCUCCAAGCUCUCCUGUGCCUGUCUUAGCCUCAGUGCUCCUCAGCCUCCAGGAAGGUACAAGAGGUCAAAAUCGAGCGUUUACCUCCUGAUUUUCUUUUGUUUUUGUAUUUGAAUUUUACUCAGCGAUUUUUCGGAGUUAGAAUUGUUUGUAUUGCUGAUUAUUGCGAGAAAUUCCUGAGUUUCGUUACUUUUCCUGGCGUUAGUUUAAAAAAGAAGAAGAAGAAGAAGAAGAAGAAGAAGAAGAAGAAGAAGAAGAAAAACUAUUCCAAAUUCAAAUUCAUUUCGACCACAGCAAAAGGAAAAAAAAGACCAAUAUGGAAAACAGACAUAUAAUUCUUGGCUUUGUAUUGAUGGUGGGAUGCUCUGUGACUCCCUCUCUGUGUUCCACGCGGAAUUAUGAGUGCCCCGUGGAGCAUGACUGCCAGGGGUACGGGCUGGAGGACCUCGGAUUAGGCACUGGUGAGGCGGCUUUCUGCCAGGGGCCUGACUCCACGCCCCUGUGCUUUGGAAUCGACACCAAUGGAACACUGAUACCGGACGGAUCUGGGAGCGGCACCACCACCACCACUCCCCCCAACACCCCCACUGACACCCCCACUAACACCCCUACUGACAUCCCUACUGACACCCCUACUGACACCCCCACUCCCACUCCCACUGAAACAACCCCUGUAACCCCAACCCCUACUGGAACCAUCCCUGAUACCACCACUGAUCCGCCCAGCCCAUCCUGCCAUCCAGCCUCGUGUGAAGGGAAAGUACCAGCUCUUGUUGUCUCUUACACUGAAGACUGAAGGAGAAGUGAUGCAAAUCCAGACGCAGUUUGGUCAGAACACUAACAUGACAAAUCGACACAAGCUUCUUGGUUUUAUGAUGAUGGUGGGAUGCUGCGUGAGGGUCUCUGGGGGAUCUCACUGCCCCGUGGAACAUACCUGUAAGGGGUACGGGCUGGAGGACUUGGGGCUGGACAGCGGGGAGGCCGCCUUCUGUCAGGGCCCCGGCUCUUACCCUCUUUGCCCAGGGAUAUACACCAAUGGCACUCUUAUAGAAGGCCCCGCCACCACCACUACCACCAUCACCGCCUCUAGCACCGUCACCAGCACUGCUACCCCCACUGAACCUGUCACUACCACCAUCAGUGCCUCUAGCAGCGUCACCAGUACUGCUACCACCACGGAACCUGUCACCACUACCAUUACUGACUCGAGCAGCGUCAUCAGUACUGCUACCACCACGAGGCCUGUGUCCACUACUGUCACUGCCUCUCCCACUGCCACUACUGUUGUGACGCUGCCUCCUGUCACCACCGUUGUCAGUGUUACGGUCACUCAACGACCAUCCACUUACACUAUUACACGCACCGUCACAUUCACGCAAACUAUUCCUGUUACUAUCAUUUCAACGUCUACUUCCACUAUCUAUCCCCCUCCUACCACACAAACGUCUAUCUCUACUCCUAUUGCUACCUUGCCCAUCCCUACCAUCUCCCCGACCCCUACCCCUACCACAACCGCCACCCCCACCACAACCACUACCACCACCACCACACAACCGCCAAUUCUAUCCUGCCAGCCAGCCUCGUGUGAAGGGAAAGAAGCUGGUAUCUAUUAUCACCAAAACUGUAACUGUCGCCUCUAUUACACCUGUAUGGAGUCACUGCUUGAUGAGACUGCGAUGAUCAUGAGGGAGUACAGGUGUGCAGGGGAUCAAGUGUUUGAUUCCGAGAGCUUUGCAUGUACUGGUGAUCUCUCGGCGUGUUUUAUGUUCUAGUAUAGGGUGAUUUAGGUUGAUUGGAUUAGUAUAUUACGCCAGGGCACUAGAUAACUUAAAAAAAAAAAAUAGACUAUAGGUUCAAGGAUGGUAUUUAAUUUGUAGCGACACACACACACACACACGCACACACAAAUUUUCUGACGCUUUUGCUACCUGGUGUUAAGAUGUACAGGUAAUACAGUGCAAGUCUUCUUAGUGGCUAUAAGUGUUGUUUUGUUAUGUAAGUGUUGAUUUUGUAUUAUGUUUGUCUAUUUAUUACACCCUAAAUUAAGUGUUUCUGUAAUUUUAUUUAAAGAAGUAGUUAUCCAUUUGUUAUCCAUUGUUUUCUUAUUUAUUGUGUUGUCUACCCAGGUCUGCGAAUGUCGGGGAAAAGAGAUAAUUAAUGUUCUUUUUUGGUCGGCCGCUGUUGUAUGCUGUCACCAAUAAAUUCCCGACCAUAUUAUCAACAAGAUACGCAUUCUUGAAAAUCCGACCAAACAUCUCUGUAGCCUUUCAAAAUAGAAGUGGUGAGAGAACAAACAAAGCUUUUCAUAAUUAUGCGAGGGGGGCCUCUCUCGAUUCCACCUCCCAUUGAAGAAAAUAAAUGUCAUC
This is a messenger RNA of Scylla paramamosain (green mud crab), 2983 nucleotides long. Its product is annotated as integumentary mucin C.1-like. Bases 1424 to 2389 code for a protein of 321 amino acids. Gene Ontology annotation, molecular function: chitin binding. Gene Ontology annotation, cellular component: extracellular region. The transcript has 6 exons. NCBI's taxonomy places the organism in Eukaryota, Metazoa, Arthropoda, Malacostraca, Decapoda, Portunidae. The record is from RefSeq and is a predicted model, not a curated record.